GCCAGACACGACAAGAAGGCGGAGCUGAAGCCGAGAGGAGGAAGGAGACGUUGACGUACCCGCUUCAGGUCAAAUCAUAGCAUCAGUCACGAAAGUGGGAGAAAAACCUGCAUACAUAGGCUGGACUUGGGCUCCUCUUGGGCGUGACAUGUUAUAGCACCGUUCCCAGUGACCAGCGAUCGCUGUCCCUACAUCAGCUGUAACAGGACAUCAGGACGCGGAUCAGGCCUGGUUAUGGCCGACAGACACCAGAAACCUUCUGCCGCUUCGAAAAGCUCCGCUGAGGCCAAGAGGACGGACGUAAAGAACAAUGAGAAGAAGUGCUCUUGGGCCUCCUACAUGACCAACUCUCCGCUUCUGAUAGUGAUGAUCGGGUUGCCCGCCAGGGGGAAAACCUACAUGUCCAAGAAGCUGACGCGCUACCUCAACUGGAUCGGAGUUCCAACGAAGGUCUUUAAUCUUGGAGUUUAUAGGAGAGAAGCGGUGCAGUCGUAUAAGUCCUAUGACUUCUUCAGACACGACAACGAAGAGGCAAUGGAAAUUAGAAAACACUGCGCCCUGGUGGCCCUGCAGGAUGUCAAAACCUACCUGAACGAGGAAGGAGGCCAAAUUGCCGUUUUUGACGCCACCAACACGACCCGAGAUCGGCGGACGCUCAUCCUUAAGUUCGCGCAGGAACAUGCGUACAAGGUCUUUUUUGUGGAAUCAAUAUGCGAUGAUCCAGACGUCAUUGCUGAAAACAUAAUGGAAGUGAAGGUGUCCAGCCCAGAUUACCCUGAAAGGAACAGAGAGAGCGUGAUGGAGGACUUUCUGAAGAGAAUAGAAUGUUAUAAAGUGACCUAUCAGCCUUUAGACCCGGACGAACAUGACAAGAACCUGUCCUUCAUCCAGGUCAUUAACGUCGGCCGGCGCUUCUUGGUGAACAAGGUGCAGGAUUACAUCCAAAGCAAGAUCGUUUAUUACUUGAUGAACAUCCACGUGCACUCCCACUCCAUCUACCUUUGUCGGCACGGAGAGAGCGAGCACAAUCUGGAGAGACGCAUCGGCGGCGACUCUGGCCUGUCGGAGAGAGGAAAGAAGUUUGCUGUGGAGCUGAAAGCUUUUGUCAAAGAACAUAACCUGUCGGAUCUGAAAGUGUGGACCAGCCAGCUGAAGCGGACCAUCCAGACUGCAGAGGAGCUGGCUGUCCCCUAUGAGCAGUGGAAGAUACUUAAUGAAAUCGAUGCUGGUGUGUGUGAGGAGAUGACCUACGCGAUGAUUGAGGAAAAGUACCCAGAGGAGUUUGCCAUGAGAGACCAGGACAAGUAUCAUUACCGCUACCCUGGUGGAGAGUCCUACCAAGACCUGGUUCAGCGCCUGGAGCCGGUCAUCAUGGAGUUGGAGCGGCAGGGCAACGUUCUGGUCAUCUGUCAUCAGGCUGUCAUGCGCUGCUUGCUCGCCUACUUCUUGGACAAAGGCGCAGAUGAUCUACCCUACAUGAAGUGUCCCCUGCACACUGUCCUCAAACUCACCCCGGUGGCUUAUGGAUGUAAAGUGGACAUGUUUGAUCUGAAAGUGGAAGCUGUUAACACUCACAGAGACAGACCACUGAACAAAGUGAGGACGUGCGCCAUGCCGCCGCCCUUGUUCCGCCGGAACAGCUUCGAUCCGCUGUCCAGCCAGGACCAGAUUAAACGGCCCCGUCUGUACAGCAUGGGCAGCCUUUCGCACUCGCACAUGUUCCCUCCUCCAGUCUUUUCCAACAUGUCCUUUUCUGACGUGUCCGAGGGAGCUGAACCACCGCAAGGCGAGGACUCUCUGAACGGCUUCAGCCCUCCAGACACUGAAGAAAAAAGCACAUAAAGAGGCGUUUUCCUCUAACGCAGCACACGUAAAAUCUGCGUCCUUCACCUCAGUGUAUCAGUUUGCCGUCCAGGGCCGGCUCCUCUAUGCGAAUGUUUUUCCAGCCCCGCCGGAUCAUCGGUAAAAUCUCACCUGUCGUAUUCUUCUGUCGUAUCAACGACGCGUAUGUCUUCUGACAUCUGUGUUAUUUUCAGUCUGUCUGUUUUAGCAUGUGUUUUUUUUGUUUGCACAUACUCGUAUAAACUCACUGCUUCUGAAUGAUAGCUGUUAUAUCUGCACUGUGAUUAUGCCAAAUAUUGCAAAUGAAAUAUUUGCUGUAAACUCACCUAAACUUGUUACAUCACGACCUGAAGGACUGUAUAAAAGGGAAGAGGAGGGCCUUGAUUUGUCCUCUGGCCGGUUUUCUAUCUUAAAUUUCCUUUGCAAACAUUCCAGUGCAAUGUGCGUCCUUCCUUGUUGUAAUCUGACAGUGAAGUAAUUAUUCUGUUUUAAACUGUGAUUAAAGCUCCUCCAAAUGCUUUUCGAGGCUCAGCACACAGCCACAAUCUGUCUGGACCUUUAAAAUUGCACGAAGUACUUUGACUUUGCUUUAGUCUGUGAAAAAAAAUCAGUUAUUCCCUUCUGUGAUGUGUUGUUGUGUUUGAAUGUAUCCCACAUUUCUCCUGAGAUUUAAUCCCAUUUAGCCACACCAAAUUGAUUCAAAGAAACGUUAAACCGAUCAGUCAUGCUGCAGUUUUAUUUAUUUUGGUGACUUUUAUAGUGGAACGAGUCGGCACGUUGAAAAAGUGCCUUUGUUUGAAUCUAGUACGAUGCUGUUCAGACCAGUAAUUAAUAGUUUUCAAAGAAGUAUAAUUUGCUAAAUUAUGUUUAACUUAAAGAAAACAAUAGUAAUAUAUUUGUACGUCUUAAAGAGAUCUAAAGCCUGCCCACAUCUGUUAAACAAAUGAGAAUUUUAUUGUAACUGCGAACUGACUGCUGAUUUUCUCUGUUUAAAUAAAAAAGAAAAAGCUGUUUUAAAGAAAAA
Fundulus heteroclitus (mummichog) is the source of this 2866-nucleotide messenger RNA. RefSeq names its product 6-phosphofructo-2-kinase/fructose-2,6-biphosphatase 2a (gene pfkfb2a). Lineage: Eukaryota; Metazoa; Chordata; Actinopteri; Cyprinodontiformes; Fundulidae. The transcript is spliced from 16 exons. The coding region runs from base 235 to 1842 and encodes 535 amino acids. The record is from RefSeq and is a predicted model, not a curated record. Gene Ontology annotation, molecular function: 6-phosphofructo-2-kinase activity; fructose-2,6-bisphosphate 2-phosphatase activity; ATP binding. Gene Ontology annotation, biological process: fructose metabolic process; fructose 2,6-bisphosphate metabolic process. Gene Ontology annotation, cellular component: cytosol.